Cucumis melo (muskmelon) is the source of this 4842-nucleotide messenger RNA. RefSeq names its product probable polygalacturonase At1g80170. Gene Ontology annotation, molecular function: polygalacturonase activity. NCBI's taxonomy places the organism in Eukaryota, Viridiplantae, Streptophyta, Magnoliopsida, Cucurbitales, Cucurbitaceae. Gene Ontology annotation, biological process: carbohydrate metabolic process. Bases 242 to 1033 code for a protein of 263 amino acids. The transcript is spliced from 7 exons. The record is from RefSeq and is a predicted model, not a curated record.
AGUAAUCUUGAACGCAAAACUUUUGCUGUUACUACCCUUCACAAAUAAUCGUUUAUAUAUCGUCAGCUCAAAUAGCAUGAAAGAGGCUUCAAGAACUGCUUAAUUUCAUGUUUUCAUAUCUCCGUAACUGCAAUUCCAAACAAAAAGUAGAGAAACCGAUCAGAUUUAAAACUUCAUCACCAUUUUAGAAAACCCAUCAUCUUGCUGGAGCCUCCUCUAACUGUCUUAUCCACCAACCACCAUGGGUGCCUUCCCUACUCCCCUGGCGGCUUUUGGGUUAGUUUACGCAAUCAUGUUCGUGAAAGGGUUUCCAGAAGAGGCCAUCUUUAAUGUCAUGAGUUAUGGAGCUGUGGGAGGAAGCAACACAGAUAGUUCUCAAGCAAUUUCAAAAGCAUGGAAGGCAGCCUGUAAUUCUAAAACUAAAAGUUCUACAGUGCUAAUUCCCAAGAGGCAAACAGUUAUGGUAAAACCAAUUCUUUUGAGUGGUCCUUGCAGAGCAAAAAGCAUCACUUUCAUGGUAAAGAAAAACAGGGAUUUCCCCCUCAUGAUUAAAUCUUUCCUAGAAUACUACCUAUCUUCAGGUAGAUGCAAAUUGUCACAGAUAAAUGGAGUGAUUGUGGCACCAACCUCACCGAAGGAAUGGGCGGGGACUGACAAGAGUCUAUGGCUAGCUUUCAAAGGGAUAAGCAGGCUCAGUAUCACUGGCUCCGGCAUCGGCAAGAUCGAUGGACGAGGCACAGGCUGGUGGAACCAAUCAUGUAGGGAUCACCCGAGCUUGGAGGGCCGCACCUUAAUAGCACCUACUGCGACGAAGAUCAUUUCAUGCAACGACACCAACCUGAGCAACCUUCACUUUAUUAACAGUUCACAAGCACAUGUACUAUUAAUGGAGUGCAGAAGAACCGAAAUCAAGAACUUGGUAAUCACAGCUCCUGAAAGCAGUCCAAACACUGACGGGAUUCACAUUCAUUCUUCUCACAAUAUUAUAAUAAAGAACACGACUAUAGGAACAGUAAUUGUGAUGAACAGGUGAUGAUUGUGUAUCUACAGGAGAUUACACCUCCCAUGUGAAUAUCUCACAUAUUAAAUGUGGACCUGGUCAUGGAAUAAGGUAGGCUCCCUAUUCAGAUAAACUCUAUAGAAUCACCUUUAGAGCCAAAAAGAAUACAAAGAAAUUAGAACAAAAUUCCAUAUUCCAAUAUCUGAUCUCAUAUGCUCUGGCAAUAGCAUUGGAAGCUUGGGUAAAAGUGGCAAUUUUGUACAAGUGGAGGACAUUAGCGUGAGUAAUAUCUACUUCAAAGGGACUACCAAUAGAGCUCGAAUUAAGACUUGGCAGGUUAAUGGAAAUUCUAAAUAGCUUACAUCUCAAUAAAAAUAAACUAUAAAGCUUCCACUAACACUUCCAAAAGAUUGGUAGGUGUACCAUUCAAAGAUUUGAAUCUCUAUUUUGGAUCAGUCCAUAUCCCCUUAAUUAUAGACCAAAACUAUGGUAAGGUAGAGGGAUUUUGCAAGGAAAAGGUAAGAGAAACUGAACUUCUUUGCCAUACUCAUUUUAAAUUUUGAGCCUUUAAUUAUUCAGCAUAUAGUGCUCAGAAAAUUUUUAUAUUUUAACAGCAAUCAGGCGUUCGCAUAGCCAAUGUAUCCAUCAAAAACCUUUUUGGAACAUCAAUGAGCAAUGUGGCCAUCAAUCUCAAUUGCAGUAGGUCUGUUGCUUGCACUGGUAUACUGUUGAAGUCAAUUCAGCUUCAAUCAGUAAACAGCGGACAAAAGGUGACCUCAAGUUGCAUCAAUGUCCAUGGAUUUGCCUUUGGAGUGGUUCAACCUAAACCCUGUCUUCAGAUCUAAAUCUGAAUCCUACAAAGAUCUUCCCCUCCCUAUUUAGCAAGGGGUAGAUGAAACUUGACUGUGAUCCCUUUGGUAUGAUAUUGGGAGCGAUGUGACCUUGUCAUUGACUCAUUACUAUAUGUUAGUUAAACCCUCUGAUGAAAAUAAUAAAAUGAAAAUAUGUAUACAACCCAAGAGAAUGAAACAUGACUGUUCUGAUGGAAAAGAACCAUUUGCACUGAAGUCAAUUUAAUGAUUAUGCCAAUAAACCUGACUAUUAACAAAAAGAGUAAGCUUACACAGAAAGGAAGAGAAAUAAUUUCAUAUGGUAGAACAAAUCAGAUCAUUAACAUGAAUAUUAACCAGUGCUUGGUACAGGAUGGUAGCAUAUAAUACAGCCCCUCAUAAAGCUAACUUUUGAAUUGCCAGCUCCUUGAGUGAAGUCACCAAUCUGCGAAAAACCUUGAGAUUGUGUCCUACUUUAUUCUGGAACACGACCAAAAAAGAGAAAAAAAAAAAAAAACAUUACAUUCUAUUUCAAACAUGCAAGCGUUAGAAGUGACAGAAAACAAUAAUACAGCCAUAGGACGACUUUAAACCACCAAAAACUUUCACUAAGUAUUGAAUAAAAUGGGAGGAUGGUCAACUUGCAUUUAUAUCUUGUUGAUAACUAUGGAUAUGUCACAACCAACCAACUUGUGUGCAUUUUUACCUAUCAUACGUUAAAAGUAUUGAUAUAAGUCUAGACUUUUCCUAAUAACCCAUUAGUUUAAGCUUAGCCUUUGGCUCAGUCAUUGAACAUUGUACCAGAGCAAAGGGUCCUAUUGUUUCAACUCCGUAAUGCCAUCUCCACUCCAAUCAAAAAUUGAUUUCCACUUAUUGUACCUUCUCGAAUUUUUCAAGAACACGAGUUAAGGAGAAUAUUAAAGACUUUGGUAUUAGACUAAAUAUACCAUUAAUCAUCAGCUUAAGUAACUAGAUUUAGCGGUAAAUUUAAUAUAAUAUUAGAGCAGGAGGUUUCGUGUUAGAUCCUUGUAAUGUCAUUUUCUCUUUAAUUAAUAUUGAUUUCUAUUUGGUGGACGUUCUACAAAAUCUCAAUCCCCAAGUGAAGGGAAAUGUUGGAUACAUUGGUGAUCUAACAUCAUAGUGAUCUAACAUCAUAAUGAUCUAACCUUGCAGAGUGUGGCAUCAAUAAAUUGUCUUACAAUAUUUAAGAUUUUAAGCAGUUGACAUCAUAAAUCUGAUCACAUUGCCUAAAAAAACUUGAUUCAUAGUCGUCUUUAAUUUUUUUUUUAAAAAGGAAACAAAACUUUCCUUUAAUAAAAUGAAGAGACUAUUGCUCAAAUUACAAAUCUAAUUUGAUGGUUUAGGAUGAUGAUAAAAAUAAUGCUAAAAACAACCAUCAAAUUGUCAAUUGAGCAAAGGUGAAUGCAUGCAAUGAAUUCAUGAUUCUUAAAUGAUGUCAUUUACAUAAUACAUUGACUUCGGAUCAGAUUGAGCAUCUUAACUCUUCUAAGGUUUAGAAAGAAAUUAAACUGAGAGGCAAUUAACCCAAGGAUAACCAAGCAUUAAAGGGGGUGUUAGGAGCAAAAAGUUAUAUAGUAAGCCCAAGGAGUUAUGAAGUCUAGGAAGUUUAGUGUAAAAAGUUGAUAAGAUAUGAAGUUGAUGUUAUUUAGUGAUGGGACUCAUAAAUUCCUUAGGUCAAACAAGAAGGGGUUUUCACAACUCCUACUUCCCAACUCUUAGGGUCAAAAAGACCCUAAGAAAUUCUCUCCAGGCCCGUGAGAUUGAGUCUCUUGGUGAAAAGUUUUUCAGAUUAGCAGAAUUGUACCGUGAAUAUAAUUUUAUUUACGAUUUAUGCCAUGAACAUUAUGCAUGAAGUACCCUAACCCCCAUACCUCAACAAUUAAAAAAAAUUAAUCACUACCACUUCAAUAUUAAACCUUGCCAUUUAGACUGAAGGAUAUACAAUUUUAUAGUUUGAAUUUUUAGUAACAAGAAUACUGGCGGUUGUUGUUUAAGGACAGCAAAUAACUGCAAGUAGUCAGAGAGUGAAUCAUAACAGGAAGCAUACCUCGCUUAGCAACUCAAGCCUUUCUAAGAUAGGAAUCAAUUUUCCACAUAAUGAAGUUAUUUCCUGUGCAGAGUCAGACUCGGCAUGAUAUGAAAUUGCUUUAAUAUUUGCAUUACCACUGGGAAUAAAAGUGCUGCAAAGCCAAAAGAAAAAGAAAAAUUACUAACAAAGUGACAAGAUCUGUAUCUUGUUACCCAAGUAUGCAUAAUUCCAACUGAAAAUGGUACAACUGAAAUGGUACUAUCAUGACUUUUAUAUGCUGCAUUAUUUAUUUUCUCUGUUUUGGUCGGUAUUAUAUUUGGGAUAUAAUGUUUUGGUGCUAAUGGAGUGUCAACCUAGUUGAGAUACCCGGAUGCACCUUCUGAUCCUCCUAGUUUUUUGCUCUUUAUGCUUCUUUAUUAUUUUCGAUGUAUAUACCUCUUGUACUUUGAGAUUUUAUCAUUAAUAAAGAAGUUUGUUUCCUUUUUAAAAAAGGUAUCCUUAUGAAAAUAACACAUCACAGGUAAGCAGUGGCCUCCUAGACGAAGUAGAAAUGCCAUAAAUUGAGCUAUGAUCAUAUUUUAUAACUUGUCAGCAUUAGGAAAUAUGAGAAACAAAGAUGCAGAUAUUUCGAUGACGACAAGAGCCAGCAAUACUUUCGUUUCUAUGAUGAUAUUCCACUAACCAUAUACUCUCACAAGAGCGACCAAUUUAACAAGAAAUGCAGAAACGAAUUGCAAUGUCAAUCAGCCCAGAGAUACAACGCAACAAUGUUCUUUUCUCUUAUUAAAGAUAUCACAAAAGAAUUAAUGUUGUUACCUUGCCCAACGAACCAACCAGCAGAUUAAUCUGCUCCAGUGUUACAUCAUCAGCUUCAGAAACAUCCUCCCCAAGUAUUUGAUCAAACAGUCGCUGGUUUCCUUUAAUAAAAUCAACAACUUCUCGAACAAUUUUAUUUUUCACCU